GCUUUUUGUAUUUUUUUUUACUUUUUUAUUAUCUUUGUUUACAAUGUGGCCGGACUGAUCGGUGUUUUCGAUCCAACUAUUGAAAAUUGUAUAUUACUGUAUCUGUAAUUUGUUUAUGUAUUUACUUUUGUUGCAUUAUCUUACCAGUCCACCAAUUCAAAUGAUAAUUUCAAAUCUUUGGAUGAUAAUAGUCAUAGGAUAGGUAGAUACACGGAUUUGUCGUGCUCGAUUUAAGUUGUAAAUUUUAAGUCUGGUUGCCUGAAAUGGCUGUAUUUAGCAAAGAAUAUUCACCCUUUUCUUGCUAUGAAGUUGGUCACACGUGGACCCCUUUCUGCCCAAGUGCAGCAGCUGGAGUUGGCCUAUCGUGUUUUGAAGAGGGAAUAAAAAUUUACUCAUCAGUUUACCUGCUGUCUGCACUUUUGAGUGGAAAACUACCUGAUAUUGGACAAGUGAAAAGGAUUGUUUCAAGCAUAUUGCAGUCAUCAUUUUUCCUGGGCUGUAAUGGAUUUUGUUUUAUCAGUGCCUUUUGUAUCUUCAGGAAACUAUGUGGCAAGUUUCGAGUGUUAAGCAGUGGAUUUUUUCCUUCAGUCCUGGCUAACAUAAUAGCAAUAUUAGUUGAGCGACCAACACGAAGACCUGCCUUGGCAGUUUAUGUCACCAAUGUGGCUUCUGAAACAAUAUACAAUCAAUUAGUAGACAGAGGCUUCUUGAAACCUAUUCCCCAUGGAGAUAUUGUCUUGUUUUCAGUCACAUUGGCAUGCCUUUUUAGGUGGUUUCAAACUACACAGGACCAUUCUAAUUUCCUAUUUAAAUUGAUAAGGGCUCUAGUCGGUGAUGGAGAAUUGAGACCAUCAUCAAAUAUACCAGCAGGGAAAAAAAACGGGAAACGUAUAUGGAAUAAAAGACAUGUGUUAUGUCCACACUCCAACGGCUGUAUUCAAAAUUGUUUUCAAAUUCUAGUCAAGAGAUUUUUAUGUGGCUGGGGUCUUCAUGCCUGUGGGUCAUUGCUUUUAUCUUUUCCACUUCUUCUGAGGAAACCAUCAAACUUGUUGGUAUUGUUGAGAGGGAUGAAGCAUGUACGCUUUGGAGCAUUUCUUGCAUCAUUGGCUACGGCGUAUCAAGCUGUUUAUUGUGCUCUUCGAUGGAUUCGGGGCUCAAAUGGAAAAAAUCAUGCUGUUUUAGCCGGUCUGUUUGCUGGAAUAAGCAUUGGCUUUUACAAAAAUUUAACCCUUAUCCUUUACCUUACCUGGAAGACUCUUGAAGUCCUAUAUUAUGAAGGAGUCGAGGCAGGAUAUUUGAUAAAAGUGCCAGGUUUCACUUCGAUUUUGUACAGUUUAUCAACUUCCAUCUUGUUUCAUGCAGCCGUGAUGGAACCGCAUAAUUUGAAACCUGCCUAUUGGAAAUUUCUGAUGAGAAUAACUGGCAGAAAGAUUUCGGAAUUGAACAGAAAAACUCUAGACAUUAUGGGACUGCAAAGUUCAAAAAUGUUGCCAAAUUUCACUCCAGUUUACGAAACCAAUUAUCUUAGUGAUCAGUUUAAGCUAUGGCUCCAAGGACGCGGUGAACACUAAGUUUUUCUUUCAACCAAAGACAGUUGUAACUAAAUAUAGUUUAAAGGACAAA
Messenger RNA from Daphnia carinata, 1623 nucleotides. Its product is annotated as transmembrane protein 135-like. The transcript has 9 exons. Bases 264 to 1571 code for a protein of 435 amino acids. The record is from RefSeq and is a predicted model, not a curated record. NCBI's taxonomy places the organism in Eukaryota, Metazoa, Arthropoda, Branchiopoda, Diplostraca, Daphniidae.